UGAACCAUGUGAUGGACGCAUCCGAGGCUCACCGUAGUAUUCCUUCUCCUUGUGUGGCUUUGCAGUGUUCCACAGAAAGCAAACCAAAACUGCCAUGUGUGAGCCUACAGUUACUUUCAGAACAGUGUGACGUGAGCAGCCCUGUGAGAGUCCAGUGGGGCAGGUGCCUUUCUCAUCUCUCGGUGCUCCGGGCCACAGGGAGAACCGCUGCACUAACUCCUAAAUCAAGUUCACGUCAGUUCACGGGAAGCCAUUACUUAGGUGAUGCUCCUUCAUUCUGUUGUUCUGAUUCGAGCUGGACAUGACAUAACCGUUUCCUCCUGAGACCCCACGGCGGAGAAGGGAAGACGAAUACCCACCGGGAAGUAGAGUGAUACAGGGCCCAGUUAGGAUGAGUGGGGUAAGGUGUACGCUCUCUGGAAGGCGAAGGGUGAGGCUGCCGCCGGGAGUCGGGACGAGGGCCUGGGAGCUGGGCUCUGUCUGCAGUGGAGGACCUGUGGGGAAGCUCUUCCUCUGAGGCGUGGAUGGUGAAUAUUUAAGAGCAAGGGCGUUUGGAGUCAAAUUGACAAGGGCAGCCCCUCUGUCCUUGGUGCCUCGGCCUCUUCCUGGCAACAUGGGGAUAGUUAAUGGGACCAUUGGCUGAGUGUUGGGGCUGGAGGUGAAGGGCAGCUCUUUGUGGUCAGAGUCAUCGUGGGGGAGUUGUUGAUGGUGAGCUUUGGAAAGUCCAACAGACCUGGAUUCACAUCCUGGCCCGGCACUGCUUUGCCCUGAGCACUUGAGCACGUCCCUUCACCGUGUGGUUUGUGUUCCAGUGCGUGACGUGGCCACGCGGACACGGGCCGUGGGUGGUGGUUGGCAAGGGUGCUUCCUGCAGUCCUGGCUCUCCGUAGCCGUCAGCAGCACUCUGUUUCCUCGAGUAUUGCUCACCUUGAUGUCUGUUUCUGCAGCUUGCUUGCCGAUGGCCAGUUUAAGUGCGGCUUUGCUCCCAACUGAGACUAGGAUGAUUUGAUGAAAGCCUUUGUCAGUUGACACAGCCCUGUGACAGAGAGACCCCUUCGGUCACACAGGUAGAUGGAAGUGCUUACAGCCCGUCUCUGAAGGAGGUGGGGCCAAGGGAGCCCAUGUUUCACAGACCCGGAGACAGAAACUUGGAGGUUCAGGCGCUGCCGGGAAGGAGACUGGAACCCACAUCUGGACGACACUGUUUUCCUGCUGACAGUAAUGGGAAAACCGUCUUCAUCAGUGAGGGAGGCCAGUGCAUGGAAGGCAGCCCUGACGGGCUGGUGUAGAAAAAAUGACGAUGGGGACACAAGUGUUGUUGUUGAGAAGGACCAUUUCAUGGAUGAUUUCUUCCAUCAGGUUGAGGAGAUCAGAAGCAGCACAGUUAAAACAGCUCAGUAUGUUGAAGAAGUAAAGAAAAACCACAGCAUCAUUCUUUCUGCACCAAACCCAGAGGGAAAAAUAAAAGAAGAGCUUGAAGAUCUGAACAAAGAGAUCAAGAAAACUGCUAACAAAAUCCGAGCCAAGUUGAAGUCUAUUGAGCAAAGUUUUGACCAGGAUGAGAGUGGGAACCGGACUUCAGUGGAUCUUCGCAUCCGGAGAACCCAGCAUUCUGUACUAUCUCGGAAAUUUGUGGAAGUUAUGACAGAAUAUAAUGAGGCACAGACUCUGUUCCGGGAGCGGAGCAAAGGACGGAUACAGCGUCAACUAGAAAUAACUGGAAGAACCACGACGGAUGAUGAGCUGGAGGAAAUGCUGGAGACCGGGGGCCCUUCUGUCUUCACGGCAGACAUUAUAUCAGAUUCACAAAUUACUAGACAAGCGCUCAAUGAAAUUGAGUCUCGUCACAAGGACAUCAUGAAGCUGGAGACCAGCAUCCGGGAGCUGCAUGAAAUGUUCACGGACAUGGCUAUGUUCGUGGAGACCCAGGGCGAAAUGAUCAACAACAUAGAAAAAAACGUGAUGAAUGCCGCAGACUACGUAGAGCACGCUAAGGAAGAAACGAAGAAAGCUAUUAAAUAUCACAGCAAAGCUAGAAGGAAAAUGAUGUUCAUUGUUAUUUGUGUGAUUGUUGUGCUUGUGAUCCUUGGAAUUGUCCUCGCAACAACGCUGUCAUAGCAACGAUGUCCUGAGGGCCACUCUCCUCGGAGCCAGACCACAGCUGCAGCAGGUCCGUGCCUCCAGUUCCACGCCUGAGCCCCAGGCGCCGUGACGUAUGGCGCUGGGUGCUGAUCUUGUCUUAGUGAAGGCGAGGGGAAAACUUGACAGGAUGCGUCGUGCAGGGAAGGUCUGUGAGCCGGAUGGGCGUGCCCGUUACCCCCAAUGUCCCUGGACUCCGAACAGCACAUCACCAAAAUGUAACGAGGUGAAACUUAUUUCAAUGGCCUUAAAAUAAGGAAUUAUUGAAAAUUUCAAUUUUUUUUUAUAUUUCAGUGUUAAAAACACAUGUGAAGUUUAAUUAGGAAUACUUUAUGUUAGGAAGGUACUAGAUUUCAGGUCUGAGCUUUCCUUCCCCACCCCUUCAGCUAACAUGCUAAUUAAGAGACGGUUUUGUACUGUGUUUAAAUCGUGUUUGUUUGGUGUUUGCAACAAAAAUGUUUAUCAUCAGAGCUAUUUUGUAAGAUAUCUAUAAUUUUAAAUGUUUAUAAAUUAUUUAAUAUAUUAACAUCUUAAUUUACUCCAUUUUUAUAUAUUGAAUAUUGCCUUUUGAAAGAGUGCUUGUAGUAUUGGAGCUUUGCAUAGUUGUUUACCAUUUGCCUCUGGCAGAGCACACGUCGGCUGCAAAGCCCCUGGAAAGCCUUUCAAGUGCCUUGUUGAUACUGAUUUGUGAGGUUCCAGUGCACCUGACCCCUCCAGGACAGUCCCCGUUCCUCUGCUCAUCUCCACGGCCCGAACUCAGACAUCAGUUCCUGCGCUGUGAAAGGCCAUGGCCUCUUGCUUGUUCAUUAGAAAUAAGGUCUGUGUGUCCCUGUUUACAUUAAUGAGGCCUGAGCUUAGGAUGGUGAGAAGACCAAGAUUUAGUACUUUCUAAACUCAUGGAAAUUAUUUCCAGACGUUAAUUCUUCUAAAUGUAAACUGUUGUACAGAGUCCUGAAAUGCCCUUGUUAAGUACUCACUAUUCUGCUGAACUUCAAAAGUGAAUUCCCAAAGUUUAUAGGAAUCUAUAGGUAAACAUUUUAUUGCUCAUUCAUGUUUUUUAGUAUAAUAUGGUUUAUUUUUUGACUUGUAAAAUGUAUGGGAUCUCACUAGUGAGUGGACGUCUUGAAGAAAGCAGCUAGUCAAAUUGUAAAUGAAUGUGAAGGAUGUUCAAAAUGUCACAAACCGGUUUCCACUGUCCAUGACGGUGUAAGCGCACGCCUGUGUUCUGACGUUGGUUUGGAAACGGAUGGGGACGUUUGACUCCGCACAGUAGGUGUGAAUGAUAUUGAGCAGUUUGCAAACUGUGUUCUGUAUGUAAUCCAAUCAUGAAUUCCACUCGUUCCUAAUUUAUGCAUCCAGCGGCCUAGCUUAGACUCCGAUCUGAACGGAUGCAUUUCGUUUGCUGGCUGGUCACCUCUGCGUCCUCAGAAUUACGAGAGGAGCCUUCUGGCUGUCACGUGUUCUUAAAAACCUUGAAAUGGCCUGUCAGUGGGGUGUGCUCACCGACGUGUGCCUACGUCGGAGACGUGCCUGGAGGGAUGUUUAAAUACGUAGUGAUCCUGCUUGUAUUUGUGUAGCUUCUGUGCACCUGUUUGUGUCAUUAUGUCCGU
Callorhinus ursinus (northern fur seal) is the source of this 3749-nucleotide messenger RNA. NCBI's taxonomy places the organism in Eukaryota, Metazoa, Chordata, Mammalia, Carnivora, Otariidae. The record is from RefSeq and is a predicted model, not a curated record.